ACAAGAGGCACAGAGCCGAAUGAGAAGCACACACAUUCCUGCUCCCAAUCUCAGUGACUCUGAGACGAGAGAAAAGGGGGAAGGGGAAAGAGGUCGAGAAAGUGUAAAGAGAGAGAGAAGGAGGGUGGAGAUCGCUGAACAACGCUGCCCCCCAUCCCGAGCUGCCUCAGUUGCCCUGCGUUCACGUGGGAGUCAGUUGGUUGUGGAGUUUAAAGCAAUAUGUGAACGCUGCUGGAGGAAACGUGAGAUUUUAGAGAGGACGCACGUCAUUGGUUCAGCGGAUCGCCCCCCUGGGAAGGAGUUAAUCUGUAUGCCGACUGAAAUGACUGUAAUGUCAUUGCCACACCUCAGGUUGCGUGACCUUUGAGCGUUUUCAGGUCGGCUGCAAAUACAGAAUCAUGGGUAACACAGAAAGUCACAGCAGCAGCCAUGGUUACUAUGGCGAUGGGCAGCGCCACCUCUCCCGUAAGCACAUGUCCCGUUCUCUCCGUCUGUCCAACAAGCAGACAUACUGUUCCCGCCGCACACCGUCUGGAAAACCAGAGCACCGCAACUCCGAAACAAGCACGCGCUCAAGCAGCACUCCCAGCAUCCCUCAGUCGCUGGCCGACCACGGCCUGGAGCCCUUCAAUGACUCAGACAUGCUGCCCGACUUCAGCGGACCCAUAUGGGUGGACCGUGUGGCCAUGAACCUCAGACCCAUGUCCUUUCACAACCAUCCGGCCCAAUCGCCCGCCACGACCCGUAACGUCCCCUCCAAACAGCCUGCGAAGGAGACGGACAAACCACCAGAGGACCAUGCCCAACAGACACGGGACGGUUCUCAAGAGGGCGCCAGCUUUAAAAAGAAACGCUCCAAGUCUGCAGAUAUGUGGAGAGAAGACUCUCUCGAGGUGUCUUUGUCAGAUCUGAGCCAGGAGCAUCUGACCAGCACGGAGGAGAUUGGAGAUACGCCCGAUGAGAAGGACUUUGCAGACUUGCAGUCGUCUCCUCAAGGUCUGGAGUCGAUGGACUCCAACCGUGCCAAUUCUUUAGACGAGCUGUACGGACCAAAGAGUCCUGCCUGCAGGCCGACGCAUGGACGAUACGCCAAAUGGCAUAAGGCCGGCGCUGCAGGUAGAGACUGUGAAGACGAUAAAUUAUUAUCACUGUGUGAAGACGAUGGUGCCGCUUAUGGAGCGUACACACUGCCCUGUCGCCGGUCACACUGUCUGUCUGAGGGACCGACCAAUCAUCAAGGAGUUAUGCAGGGAAGGCGGGCACAAACCAUACAGGAUGUCACGGCAGGAGACGGCAGUGACUACGAGGACAGCGGCAUCGAUGGCCUGACAGGAGAGAGCGAGGCGUCUCAGCACCAGGUGCGGCGCUACAAGACCAUGUCAGUGUCGUUUUCUGCUUACUCCACGUCAACAGGGGGCGCCUUCGCCGGGAGCGACAGCGGGAGCAGCAGCGGUGCGGGGACGGGACCCUCCGAGGCAACACUGGGCGUCUACGAGAACUUUCGUCAGGAGCUGGAGCAGAGCGCUAGUCCUGCGGAGUUGCCCGAGGAACGAAGCUCCGCCUUCAGCGACGAGCAGAGUCAUGUGACCCUGAGCUCCGCCUACCACACGGACCCCCUGCUCACCGUGGCUGCACAGGGCACCGUGCGCAAAGCCGGACGCCUCGCCGUCAAGAACUUCCUGGUGCAUAAGAAAAACAAGAAGGUGGAACUCGCCACUCGCAGGAAGUGGAAGAGCUACUGGGUGUCUCUUAAAGGGUGCACUUUGUUUUUCUACGAGACGGACGGGCGGUCCGGCAUCGAUCACAACAGCGUCCCUAAACACGCAGUGUGGGCAGAAAAUAGCAUUGUGCAGGCCGUCCCCGAACACCCCAAAAAAGAUUUUGUCUUCUGUCUAAGUAACUCGCUGGGAGACUCUUUCCUUUUUCAGACCUGCAGUCAGACAGAGUUGGAAAACUGGAUCACGGCUAUCCACUCGGCCUGCGCCGCAGCCGUGGCCCGUCAACACCACCGUGAAGACACGGUACGUCUCCUGCGAGCGGAGAUCCGUAAGCUGGAGCAGAAGAUCGACAUGGACGAGAAGAUGAAGAAGAUGGGAGACAUGCAGCUGUCAGCUGUAACCGACACCAAGAAGAGGAAGACCAUCCUCGAUCAGAUUUUCCUGUGGGAGCAGAAUUUAGAGCAGUUCCACAUGGAUUUAUUCCGAUUCCGCUGUUACCUGUCCAGCCUGCAGGGCGGCGAGCUUCCCAACCCCAAACGCUUGCUGGCUUUCGCAUCUCGUCCAACCAAACUGGCCAUGGGACGACUGGGCAUCUUCUCCGUCUCAUCCUUUCAUGCUCUGGUGGCGGCUCGCACUGAGACAGGCGUGAGGCGACGGACGCAUGCGAUGUCACGUUCCACCAGCAAACGAAAGAGUCGCUUCUCGUCACUGUGGGGCUUAGACACCCACUCCAAAAGAAAGAGCAAAGCACACCCUACUAUUACCCAGGUUUUUGCAGAAGGUGAAGACCCGGUUAAAAGCCCUAUGGAAGGUCUGUUUGAAGGGUCUGCCAGAGAAUCAACAAAAGAAACCAAGACGCCAGUGAAAGGACUGCCAAGACCCAGCACGGAGCAGGACCUCUGGUCCAAAGACCACCUCACUCCAUCAUGGGUGUGUCUGCCAAAUGAUCAGCCCGUGUUAGCCAUCAUCCAGCCCGGAGAAACGGCUCUAGAUAUGCUGGAAACCAUCUGCAAGGCUCACCAACUGGAUCCCACGAAACACUACGUGUGGCUUAAGUUUCUCAUUGAGAAUCAAGUGCAGUUCUACAUCCCUAAACCAGAAGAGGAUAUUUAUGAUCUGCUGUAUAAGGAGAUCGAGCUGUGCUGUAAGAUAAGGAAGGUGAUCCAGUUUGAUCGAGAUGAGUCGUGUAUGAUUGGAUAUGGUUUCUCUAUAUCUGUUGUUGAAGAGGACGGCAUACAGCAGCUCUACAUCACUGAUGUCAGAGCUGGAGGAUUAGCGUUCGCUAAAGGGCUGAAUGCUGGAGAUGAGAUUCUGCAGUUGAACAGAAAGGACGCUCACACACUGACCUUCAAUGACAUGAAGGUGGCCUUCGCUCAGGUCUCGCUCUCUCUCACCGUCAACACGCUGCCCCCUGUUGACCGCCGACAGCUUUGCUUUCUUCCCCCGAGACGCUCGGAUGCCGUGGACAACCUCUACACGGAUAUCUUCUCGCAGAGUCAGGAGGAGAUUCUUGACGACAGUGUUGGUCUGAUCGUGGAGACGUCAGGAGAUAGUUUAGAGGACGACACUGAGCUCUUCGCUGAGUUCGAUGACUAUGGAAAGAGCACAGAGCAGGUCGCUGCUUUCUGCCGCAGUCUGCACGAGAUGAAUUCUUCAUCCGAGGGCGUCUCUUCCUCAUCCGGACAGGAGUAUUCCUCGCUGCCUCCGAGCAACACCACCCCUCGACAGCUCUCUGAUGCCGACAAACUCCGCAAAGUCAUCUGCGAAUUGGUCGAAACGGAGCGCACCUAUGUCAAAGAUCUGAACUGUCUGAUCGGGCGAUAUUUAACCCCUCUACAGCAGGAGUCCUUCCUCACUCAGGAUGAGCUGGACGUGUUGUUUGGAAACCUGCCCGAGAUGCUGGAAUUUCAGGUGGAGUUUCUGAAGACGCUGGAGGACGGAACCAGACUGGUGCCAGAUCUGGAGAAACUGGAGCGAGUGGGAGAGUUCAAGAAAAUCCUCUUCUCUCUGGGCGGCUCUUUCCUGUAUUACGCCGAUCGCUUCAAGAUCUACAGCGCUUUCUGCGCCAGUCACACCAAAGUACCCAAAGUGUUAGUCAAAGCCAAGACAGACGCGGCCUUCAAGGCGUUCCUGGAAGAACGCAACCCCAAACAGCAGCAUUCAUCCACGCUGGAGUCGUACCUGAUCAAACCCAUCCAGAGAGUGUUGAAAUAUCCUCUUCUGCUGAGAGAGCUGCACUCGCUCACUGACCCGGACAGCGAGGAACAUUACCAUCUCGAUGUUGCGAUGAAGGCCAUGAACACAGUGGCCAGUCACAUCAACGAGAUGCAGAAGAUCCACGAGGAGUUUGGAGCCGUGUUUGAUCUUCUCAUUUCCGAACAGACUGGAGAGAAGAAAGAGGUUGCCGACUUGUCAAUGGGAGAUUUACUCCUCCACAGCAGCGUGACAUGGAUCAACCCGUCCUCCACACUGGGGAAGUGCAAGAAAGAGCCACAGCUGGCCACGUUCGUGUUCAAAACUGCGGUUGUGUUCAUCUGUAAAGACUCCAAACAGAAGAAGAAAAUGGGUGGCUCUCACAGAGCAUCCGUCUCGGGUGAAGAAAGAGACCCGUUUCGUUUCCGUCACAUGAUCCCUACCGAUGCGCUUCAAGUGCGCACCCUGUCGAGCACAGAUGGAGAGAGCGCAGCCGUGUGUGAGAUCAUCCACGUGAAGUCUGAAUCUGAGGGGAGACCAGAAAGAGUAUUUCAAAUCUGCUGCAGCUCUCCAGAAAGCAAGAAAGACUUUUUGAAGACGGUUCACUCCGUACUCCGAGAUAAGCAGCGUCGUCAGUUGUUGAAGACCGAAAGUCUUCCUUUGAGCCAACAAUACGUUCCUUUCGGAGGAAAGCGUCUGUGUGCUCUUAAAGGAGCCCGUCCCGCUAUGAACAGAGCAGUUUCUGCCCCGACUCGCACUCUGGGCCGAAGGAAACUAGUGCGCAACCGCUUCACCAUCGACACGGACAUUGUUUUCGACACCGAACCCGACAGCGACUCGCCAGAUUCCCAGCAUUCCCAGCAGCAGGGCGGAGAUCCGGCCGGAGACACGGACCGCUGGGUGGAAGAACAGUUCGACCUGCAGCGCUACGAGGACCAGGAGCAAGACGUGAAAGAAUCGGACGUUCUGAGCGACGAUGACGAGUUCUGUCAGUCCGCUUUGAGCCCGGACGCAGAAGGGCCGCUCUCCGCUCUCUCGCUGGAGGGGGACACGGCCGAGGAAGAGGAGGAGGAAGAGCAGGGAGGAGAUGAGGAGAGCAAGAAAGAGGUCAAGGACUACAAAUCCCAGCACGCGAAGCUGUCUGACGUAGGAAAGCAGUCUGCCAUGUCGGUGGCCAGCGUAGACGAGCAGGCGGUGUCUGAUGAGGUCAUCUGGGUGCGACGGGACCACAGCAGCACAGAGAACGAGACAGCAGACGAACAGGAAAGCUGAAACACAUUAAGAGAUCAAAUACAAGCUCUCUGCCGACAUCGAGCAGCCAGUAUGUUAGCGAUGCAUGACGACGGUUUCUCCACACUAAUAUUGUGAAUGUUAGACAUUCUUUCUGAAAUAGCUGUAAGAUAUCACGCUUAUCCACCGUAGACACGUCCACACAUUAGAUGAGCUCUAUAUGUGUGCUGUGGCCAAUCAGAAGCCUGGAAAUAAUGUGGUGGUACAAUCAUUAGAUUUAAUCGACUCAUAGAAUUGCACAUGAAACGUUGGCAGCUUCAAACUUUUGACCUCCAUCGUCUGCCAAAUCUUGUUAUUCUUCAUUUUUAAUAGGAUUUUUUUUUAAACGGUUGAAAGGGCUGAUAUUUAUUUAUGUCAUUCAUAUAUAAAAACAACAGCCUGAUAUGAUCUCACAUUUUAAUUUGUGGAAAGUUGUCACAUAUUUGUACAAAGAAGCUGUAAAACAGUUUUUGUUGGUUUGUAUAUAUUUGUCUUUCUUUUCCAUUUGUUUGAAAUGUACAUGCGCAGCAUUCUGACCUGAAAUAGACACGCGAGUGAAAUGUUCAUGAUAUAUUUGAUUUAAUUUAGAUGUGCACAUCUCGGGUCAAGAUAAUGGCAACAGAAUUUGUUUUAACAUUUUUCUAUGAUUGCUUUCUCCGAGCGGAGGAUUUUUUUUACAGUUCGUUCUAGGUCGCUGUGUCCUGUUUACUUGAAUUUUGUUGAAAAAAAAUGCAAUAUGAUUUUUAGCUGAUGGACUGUUCUGUUCUGUUUUUUUAUGGUUUGUUGGGAUUCAGCUCUGCGCUAAUCUGCAUUAAUGACACAUUUUAUAAACCUUCACACUCACAAUUCCUUAAAAGAGAAUCUGAGCCUUUACAUAUAGACCAAAUGUAUACUGUAUAAUUUAUUCUUCUUUUAUGUGUAUAUGACUGCGAGACGAUCGCAGUUGAACGAGUAACAAUGUUUUCAUGUACGAAAACCACAAAUUUGCUAAAUGCAAUCAAGAGAAGCCACUGGAAAAUAUUUUAAUGAUAUAGAAUUCUAAUCGAAAUUGUUCCCAAAUGAGCUAUAGAGACUGCAUUUUUAUUUUGUAAAUAGAGCUGUGGAUUGAUAUUAUAUCAAAUAAAUUUGUUUCGUACUUAUA
Molecule: messenger RNA, 6321 nt
Organism: Triplophysa dalaica
Lineage: Eukaryota; Metazoa; Chordata; Actinopteri; Cypriniformes; Nemacheilidae
Gene: tiam1b
Product: TIAM Rac1 associated GEF 1b
Exons: 28
Coding region: 399-5183 (1594 amino acids)
Biological process (GO): activation of GTPase activity; small GTPase-mediated signal transduction; positive regulation of axonogenesis
Cellular component (GO): plasma membrane; cytosol; synapse
Molecular function (GO): guanyl-nucleotide exchange factor activity; protein binding
Source: RefSeq, a predicted model, not a curated record